AUUUAAAUUGGAGCCCGAGCCGCCCCCUCGCGGGUCGGGUUCCCGUGGGGCAGUGGAGCAGCCGUGGGCCUCCGCGGGCCGUGACCCCGGGGUCUGGCGCGGGGUGGGGCCGUGGGGGGGGCAGGUUUGCGCAAGAUGUGCCGGGGCUGCGCAGGAGAGGAGCAGCGGCCGCGCUGAGCCAGAGCCAUGAGCCACCAGAUCCUGCUGCUCCUGGCCGUGCUGACCCAGGGCCUGGCCACCUCCCAACAGGGAGACAAGGUGCCCUGUGAGAUGGUCGACAAGGAGGUCUCGUGCCAGGGUCUUGGCCUGCUCCAGGUCCCCUCGAUGCUCCCACGGGACAUCGAGGCCCUCGACCUAUCUGGAAACCAGCUGCGGAGCAUCCUGGCCUCACCCCUGGGCUUCUACAUGGCCCUUCGACACCUGGACCUGAGCACCAACGAGAUCAGCUUCAUCCAGACAGGUGUCUUCCAGGCCCUGCCCCACCUGGAGCACCUCAACCUGGCCCGUAACCGCCUGGCAGCGGGCACCGUGCUGAGCACCCCUGGUCUGGGCCCCCUGCCUCAUGUGACAUCUCUGGACCUGUCGGGGAACAGCCUGUACAGUGGCCUGGUGGAGCGGCUGCUGGGGGAGGCGCCCGCCCUGCGCGCCCUCUCGCUGGCCGAGAACAGCCUGACCCGCCUGGCCCGCCAUACCUUCUGGGGCACGCCUGCGCUCGAGCGGCUCGACCUGCACAGCAACGUGCUCAUGGACAUCGAGGACGGUGCUUUCGAGGCCCUGCCCCACCUGGCCCACCUGAAUCUCUCCAGGAACUCCCUCACCUGCAUCUCCGACUUCAGCCUCCAGCAGCUGCGAGUACUUGACCUGAGCUGCAACAGUAUUGAGGCCUUUCAGACGGCCCCCGAGCCCCGGGCCGAGUAUCAGCUGGCCUGGCUCGACCUGCGGGAGAACAAAUUGCUCCACUUCCCCGACUUGGCCGCGCUCCCGAGCCUCAUCUACCUGAACGUGUCCAACAACCUCAUCCGGCUCCCUGCAGGGCCACCCCAGGGCGGCGAGGGCAUCCACGCACCUUCUGAGGGCUGGUCGGCCUUGCCCUUCUCGAACCCCAGCCGGAACGCCAGCAGCCACCCCCUCUCCCAGCUCCUGAAUCUGGAUUUGAGCUACAAUGAGAUCGAGCUGGUCCCCGAGGGCUUUCUGGAGCCCCUGACCUCCCUUCGCUUCCUGAAUCUCAGUCGGAACUGCCUGCGAGGCUUUGUGGUGCUGCGCGCCGGCUUCCUGCCUUGCCUCGUGCACCUGGACGUGAGCCACAACGCGCUGGUGACGCUGGCGCUGGCCUCCAGAGCGCUGGGGUCCCUGCGGACGCUGCUCCUCCAGGACAACGCCCUGCAGGACCUGCCCCCGUACACUUUUGCUGGCCUGGCCAGUCUGCAGAGGCUGAACCUUCAGGGAAACCGGGUCAGGCCUUGUGGGGGGCCGGGGGAGCCUGGAGCCCUGGGGUGUGUGGCCUUCUCUGGCCUCUCCUCCCUCCGCAUCCUGAACCUGGUGGACAACGAGAUGGAGCGGCUGCGGGCAGGGGCCUUCCUCCACACGCCGCUUACCGAGCUGGACCUCUCUGCGAACCCCGGGCUGGACGUGGUCACAGGGGCCCUGGCAGGCCUGGAGGCCUCCUUGGAGGUCCUGGCCCUGCAAGGCAACGGGCUGGCCGUCUUGCAAGUGGACCUGCCCUGCUUCAGCUGCCUUAAGCGUCUCAACCUUGCCGAGAACCGCCUGAGCCGUCUGCCCGCCUGGACGCAGGCCGUGUCCCUGGAGGUACUGGACCUGAGGAACAACAGCUUCAGCCUCCUGCCCGGCAGCGCCAUGGGUGGCCUGGAGCCCAGCCUCCGGCGCCUCUACCUGCAGGGCAAUCCGCUGAGCUGCUGCGGCAAUGGCUGGCUGGCCGCCCAGCUGCACCAAGGCCGUGUGGACGUGGACGGCACCCAGGACCUGACCUGCCGCUUCGGCUCCCAGGACGAGGUGGCCCUGAGCCACGUGCGCCCCGAGGACUGUGAGAAGGGGGGGCUCAAGAACGUCAACCUCAUCAUCAUCCUCACCUUUGCGCUGGUCUCGGCCAUCCUCCUCACCACUCUGGCCACCUGUUGCUGUGUCCGCCGGCAGAAGUUCGGCCAGCAGUACAAAGCCUAGAGAAGCCGGGGGCGGCAGAACGGUGCAGCCGGGAGACCUGCCCAGCUUCUCUGGCGCACGAAGAGCUUGUGAGCGGA
Neomonachus schauinslandi (Hawaiian monk seal) is the source of this 2255-nucleotide messenger RNA. It is a transcript of the gene LRRC32, whose product is annotated as leucine rich repeat containing 32. The coding region runs from base 187 to 2178 and encodes 663 amino acids. The record is from RefSeq and is a predicted model, not a curated record. Lineage: Eukaryota; Metazoa; Chordata; Mammalia; Carnivora; Phocidae. Gene Ontology annotation, molecular function: protein binding. The transcript has 4 exons.